Clunio marinus is the source of this 297-nucleotide messenger RNA. NCBI's taxonomy places the organism in Eukaryota, Metazoa, Arthropoda, Insecta, Diptera, Chironomidae. The record is from the annotation of a GenBank genome assembly.
AUGAUAACAACAACAAAAGAAGCAAAAAAAAAAGGAGCAAGCAAUGAUAAAAAGCAACAAAUUCAGUUAUUUAUGAUGAUACCGGAAGAAUCUUUUUUGGAAACAAAAAAAAAUAGAACAGAACGAGUUGCUGAUAUUUUGUUGCUUGUUUACUCGAAAAGCUUUUAUGGCAUUUCUCACAUUUCUGAUUCCCUUAAAACUUUUAUAACAUCUUUUUGGGAAUAUCAGAGUGAAAUUGUAUUUAUAAUACAACAAAAGCAGAAGAAAGCUUUUGAAACACUUUGUGAAUUCAACUGA